CAUUUUUGUAAAUGUUUGGUUGCUUUAGGGAUGUUAUCACAGCAGACACAGGCGUUCGGCCUCCGAGGAGCAAAAGAGAUCAGACGUAACAGGCCACUGAUGACUUGAUGACAUGACUGUUUAACUUCGACGUCUGUUAUGUAAUCUGCUGUCUGUCUACGAUUCCAGAAUACACAUAGUGAACUAGAUGUAGGCGAGCCUAUUAGCCUAGAGCGCUAGUUACGUUUCACGGCUAGAGCUCUACUGCAGCUCUGAAACAGGCAGCAUGCCUCAAUCGAAAUAUGGUCACUAUUUAGCGACUAGUGAAAACGCAUCAAGUUGAAGCAUUCAGCAUCGACUGUACGAGAUCCCGGUGUCGGGGGCGGAUAGAGCUGCUGAAUAUCACGCACGCACCCCGCCUACCGUUUCUGCGACAUGUUAAAAGAGUUGCUUAACAUCUGACUUACCCGGAUGUACCCGUGGGGAAACUACGUCAUUGUUCACCGCCGGACGCUCGGUGGCUGAAAGGAUGGAUAAUUUAGUGUAAUGUAUUACAUUAUUAAAAACCACAGAAAUGAACAAUGACCAUAGUUGACAAACCGUUAGAGAGAUCUGACCUCGAGUCAGUGCGGGGGAACUGCUCAGGCUCUCUGCUGCCCUCCACCUCCUCCUCCUCCUCCUCCCCCUGCGCCUCCUCCUACACCACGGCCUACACCUCCUCCUUCUCUGGGGACGGUCACGGUAUGGACAGCAGCUGCUCCAGCUGGGCAGGGGGAAGCUGCUCCGCCUCCGCCUCCACCUCCAUCCCCACCUCCUCCUCCUCCAUCACGGCAGCAGCCUGCUCCUCGGACCUCCCCAGGUCCAAGUGCAACCCGUGUAUGGGUCCUACCCCGGGAGCGACCCUGUACAGCGCCUCUGCUGCUGUUGCUGCUGCCUCCUCCUGCUCCUCCUCCUCCUCCUCCUCGUCCACCUACACCUCCACCUCCUCCGCCUCUGCUGCUGCCACUGGUGGGUCUAUUGGAUGCUCCAUGGCCUGCUCCACCACCACCACCACCACCCUCCCCCUCAUCGGGCCCUGCGAGCGACCCAAGGAGCAGGUGCAGACGCAGGCCACCAGCGCGGAUGGCAUCGCCCUCCCCCAGAAGGUGCUGUUCCCGGCGGAGCGGUUGAGCCUGAAGUGGUGCCAGAUGCAGCGUGUGGGAGCGGGCCUCCAGAACCUGGGCAACACCUGCUUCCUCAACUCCGCCCUGCAGUGUCUCAGCUACACGCCCCCCCUCGCCAACUACAUGCUGGCCCGCGAGCAUUCCAAGACAUGUCACGAGCCUGGCUUUUGCAUGAUGUGCACCAUGCAGAAUCACAUCACACAGGUGUUUGCCAACUCGGGCAACGUCAUCAAACCCAUCGCCGUUCUCAACGACCUGAAACGGAUUGCCAAGCAUUUCCGUUUCGGCAGUCAGGAGGACGCUCAUGAGUUCCUGCGCUACACUGUGGAUGCUAUGCAAAAGUCCUGCUUGCCUGGAAACAAAUUGGACAGGCAAACGCAGGCCACCACUCUCGUCCACCAGAUCUUCGGCGGGUACUUGAGGUCUAGGGUGAAAUGCCUAAACUGCAAAGCGGUGUCUGACACCUUUGACCCCUACCUGGAUGUUGCUUUGGACAUCAAGACCGCUCCAACCAUCACUAAGGCCUUGGAACAGUUUGUGAAGCCAGAACAGCUUGAUGGAGAAAACGCCUACAAGUGCACCAAAUGCAAGAAGAUGGUUCCGGCCUCCAAGAGAUUCACCAUCCAUCGCAGUUCUAACGUGCUGACCAUCUCUCUUAAGCGCUUUGCAAACUACAACGGCGGCAAGAUCGCUAAGGAUGUGCGGUACUGUGAGCAUCUGGACCUGCGUCCGUACAUGUCCCAGCCCCAGGGGGAGCCGCUGGUCUACAGCCUCUACGCCGUGCUGGUGCACUCCGGAUUCAGCUGCCACGCCGGACACUACUACUGCUACGUCAAGGCUAGCAAUGGGCAGUGGUUCCAGAUGAACGAUUCCUCCGUGUCUGUCAGCGACAUCCGUUCGGUUCUCAACCAGCAAGCCUACGUCCUUUUCUACAUCAGGUGUAAUGAUGUCAAGAACGGGGGAGGGGAGGUGUCUCCGGUCAUCCACACGCCGCCCAGGCCCGUGCUGAACGUGCGGGGCAUGACCGGGAACCGGCCCGCCACCAUUCCCAACAGCAACAACUCCAACGGCCCGCCACGGCUACUCAAGAUUGGCCCUCAGGUGAACGGGCGACCAUACCACAGUGGUGGCGGCUUCAGGUAUGGCAGCAGUAGCAACACCGGCGGCGGCGGGAGCAGCAGCACUUUGACCAAAACUGGCUCCGGCCUGUCAUCUUCAUCCUCGUCCUAUCCUGCCGCCUCGUCCUCGUCGUCGUCCUCCUCGUCCUCCUCCUCCUCUUCCUCCUACGUGCCCAGCCGACCCACGGAGAUCGCCGACCCGAACAAGCGGCAGAAGCUCUCCUUCUCCUUCGGGCAGGGCAAGAGCGUGCGCCCGGGGGCUCUCUCCCAGCCUCCAGGCUCCUCCUCCACCUCCUCCUCCUCCUCCAUAUCCCAUGGUCCCUCACUCUCGAACAGCAAUGUCGCCUCCUCCUCCUCCUCCUCUUCUUACUCUUCCUCCUCGUUCUCCACCAUGCACUCUACCUCAGACCCAUCCUCCUCCUCCUCCUCUUCUUCCUCCAUGUCCUACUCCUCUGGCUCUAAGCUCAACGGCGCCCCCUAUGGUAGUGGCAGCAGUAGCGGUGCUUCUGGGUCAUCCAUCGGUGCGUCUGCCCUGCUGGUGCCCUACGGCCAGGAGUCGUCGGAGGAGUCGGACCAGGAGGGCAGCAGCAGCAACGGCGGCGGUGGCGGCCUGAGGCAAAACGGACAGACGGACGGCUACGGCACCGCCAACCGCAACGGGAACGGGCACGGCCAUGGCCAUGGUAGUAACGGGAACGGUUAUGGCAACGGGAACGGGUACCACAGUAACGGUAACGGGCACGGGUACCAUGGCGCGUCGUCGUCGCCACCGCCUGUCAAGAGGCUCGCCGGCGACCCGGGCAUGAGCAGUCAGGCCAAGACCAACGGUUCCUUUGCGUCGUCGUCCUCCUCAAAUGGCUACACCAACGGACAGACAGACUCCAAACCCAGCCAGAACGGACAUCACAAGCUCAAUGGUGUCAAGGUGAAUGGCAAUGGCCACAUGACCUCUCCCACCUCCUACAAUGGGCAUGAUGCUGAAUACAGGGCUAAUCCUGGCUUCAGAAGUACAAGCAAAAUCCCAGAUGCCUCUGCAGGCACGAAUGUGCCUUCUGUGGGUAAGAACGGCCACCAGUCUCCACCCCAUCACACCUCUGGCUCUGGCUCUGGCUCUGAGUCCCACCCGCAGUUGUCUGGUGAGGCCAAUGCCACCGCCUCCACCUCCUCCUCCUCGUCAUCGUGCUCCUCCCUAUCCCAGCUGAGUGGCUCCCUAUCCAGUCUGCCUUCCUCCUCCGAAUCCCCGGUCGACGGACCGCCUGGCCUGCCCAACGGCCUCCCCCCGACCUCCUCCAACAAGGACCAUGCGGUGGUGACGGGUACACCGCUGCCAAGCGGCGCGUCUCAAGUCAAACAGGAGUAUCACCAUCAGGAGCGCAGCAGUGCGGCGGGAGAUGGCUCCUCUGUGUCCGAGACCUCCAAGGCACCGGCUGCUGCUGCUCUCCCCAUCCCCAGACAGGUGCUCAUGAACGGGCUGCACAGCAAGGGGCGCCCUGAGGCUGGCGACGUCAACGUCAACACCUCCACCGCAGCCUGCUCCGCUAGCAAGCAUCACCGCGACAGCAGAGACGACGGGGAUCGCGAUCGCGAGGACUGGAGCCGCAAGGAGAGUCGUCUGAACGGCACCUCUUCUUCUUACGUCUCCAAAGAGCGCGACAGGGAGAGGGACCGGGACCGGGAGAAGGAUCGUGAUUCUCACCGGCGCCAACAUCAGAACUACGUCAACGACGACCGGGGUAGUGGUGGUGACCGAGGCAGGGAGCGCGGUGGCUACGGUCAUCGGAGUGGCGACAGGGAGUACCGGCGACAACGUUCCGACAGCCGAGAGCGGGACAGGGACCGAGACAGGGACAGGGACCGCUACCACAGGGACGCGGAGCGCCACUGGGACCGCCACCGCUCCUACAGGGACCGAGACAGAGACUAUGAUCGCGACAGGGACCGAGAAAGGGACCGUGAUCGCGACCGAGACCACCAUCGGUACCACCAACGCCACAGAUCCAGAGAACGCGAUCGGGAGAGGGAGCGAGACCACGAGCGCGACUGUGAUAGGAGGCCAGUAGGCGCCGGCGGGGAAUACAACCAUAGCAGCAGCCACCACCAUCGAGGCCCUGGAGCGGGAGAGGGCUCUGGGACCGUGUCUGGACGCUGGGGUGAGGAGGAGAAGCGUGGAGGACAGGGGCGCGAAGAGGACUUCUCCACCACCAGCAGCAGCAGAGCAAAGCAGCCUAAUCCCCUGUCUCAGCCUACCUCCACCUCCAGCUCCUCUCCACGCUCGGACCGUGACGCAUCUCCUCUGACCAGGAACGGAGACCCGAAACGCAGCCGGGAGGAUGACGACGCCUCUGAGGACGAACGCCCCGCAAAGAAACACAAGAAGUCCAAGAAGAGGAAGAAGAGCAAGCACAGGAGCUCAGACAUGGACUCUCCCGAUCGCUACAGCGACAGCUCCUCAUCGAAGCGCAAGAAGAAGAAAAAGAAGAAGAAGAAGAAAAAGAAGAGGCACGAUGAGGAGGAGGGGGAGGAGGAGCGUAGCAGGAACUCCAGUGGAGACGAGCAGCCCAGACGCAAACCGCGCAGCCGAAGUCGCAGCCGCAGCCGAAGUCACAGCCGCAAGCCGCGCAGCCGCAAGCCACGCAGCCACAGCAGAAGUUGUAAUCGCAGCCGCAGUCGUAGUUACAAGCGUGACUCCUCGCCGCGGGAUGCCAAGCGCGCUCGUCUAGACAACCACCACCACUCGACCCACAGCGCUCACAGCAACAAGCAUCGAUACAUGAACGGUCACACAGGGGCAGGUUCGCUGAGCCCUGUCUACAAGGGAGGCAAGAGGAGGGCCUCGGACAUGUCUUCUCAUCAUGUGAAUGGGUAUGCGGCUUAGAGGAAUUUUCCUCCUCUAGAUGCCCAGCAAUGGAAGACAGUCAGGAAUAAGCUUUUUCUUUUCUUUUUUUGGGAAAUCAGACGAACUCUACAGCAAAAGAAUGAGAUUCUUCUAAUUGAACGUGGUGCUUUACAUAACUGAUACAUUGAUUCUUGGUGACCACACGAAAAAGGAAAACUAAUGUUGGUGUGGUUUUUAAAUUAACCUUUUUUAAUGGACCAGAUUAGAUUUUUUUUUUUUUUUUUUUGCCCUCUAUCCUCCCACCCCCAAUUUUUUUUUCAAUUCAAGUUCACUUCUUCAGCUGUGAACUCUACGACUCAAAGGAAAAUUUAGCAAAUUUAGAGUUAAUAUAUUCAUUUAAACAUGGAGAUCAAGGCAAAAAGACAAAAAGCCUGGAGCUUGAACAUCUUUACUUGCUGCUCAGUCAACAGACUCAGGAUUCUCUCUCUCUCUCUCUCUCCUCUCUCUCUCUCUCUCUCUCUCUCUGAAACGGAGCGAGGCUGAUUCACGUCUUGAUGGAUAAUACCUCGCUAACCUCCCUGCAUACAUACUCCCUUGUCCAGCCCUCCAAUCCCUGAAGCGGCGAGACUGCGAUCCACUUCUUGAUGGAUAUGUACCUUGCUACACCCCCCACACACCCCUGAUCAGCCGAAACUGUGUUCCACAUCACGACGGAUAUGUACCUCUCCCAACCCCUUGUACCCCCCGCCCCCGCCCCCACCGGCACCCACAGAGUGAGGCUGCAUUCCAGUGAAUGAAUGUGCACCUUGCUCUGUUAUUUCCCUGGACUCUUGCUCUGUUUUCCCACUUCAAACCUCCCUGACCCCAACACCGGACUUGGGGAACUACCAGACCUACUUACCCCCCACGUCGCGCAUACACAGGCAGGAGCGCACGAGGAACUUGUUAAGUCCUGGGUGUCUCCUGCUUCUCUGAUGUCACUGUACUCUACAUAUCGGAUCUUCUGUGGUGGAGCGCCGCCAUGUGGCGGGGAGCUGGGAGGGGACUCAACGUGGGGCACUUAACACACACACACACACACACACACACACACACACACACACGCACACACACUCACACACACUUUCACCGGCCAGAGGACAGAUUGGCACACACAUACACACAUCCUCUCACCUGGAUGCACACACACACACAUACACACACACACACACACACACACACACACACACACACACACACACCUACACCUGGACACACUUGAGGAUGUCUGUCCCCAGGGCUCCACGCCACUUUGCUUCUCGUCUCACCUCGGCACCGUCCCCAUAACUGUCCCCCAUUCACCCUUCAAACAACUUACUUUUGUUCCAUUAUUAUUAUAAUUAUUAUUAUGAUUUUGAUUAUUAUGAUUAAAGUAAACUAGCAUAAAAAAAACAUGUCAUGUAUCUGAAAUGGCUAUGUAAUUUUUAUUCAGUUCUGUGUUUUUAUGUUUUAUGUAAAGUUCAGUUCAUUCUGUUGUUAUGGAUAACAAAUACUGUGAACUUUUUUUCAUGUUUUUUUAACUGUACUAUCAGUUAUUUGUAUACAUAUAGUCCUGUAUCAGGAAGAAAAACAAAACAAAACGGUCUCUUGGUUUCUGUUUCUGCAUUUCAUAGUGAAGGCCCUGGGUAAACGUUUAGAUCCAUUUCCUUUUUAUCUUUAUUUUUUUGCGUGUGUCGAUUUAAAAAAACAAGUGGAAUGGUUAUGUCGAGAGCUUUUGUUUUUACAGUAGCAUGUUAAAUUAAGUUUAUACAAUGUACAGUUCUAUAGAGGGAGGGGAAAAGCCUUAAAUAGCAUUUUGUUAAUGUUGGAAAUUGUAAGUUCUUCUUUUCUCUCGCGCUCUCUUUCUCAACUGUUUACAUCAUUUUUAAUUUUUGUUUUGGAGUGAAUGAAUAAUGCGGAAUGGCAAACGUUUGAUGUGUAAGGGGGAGAAUGAUUUUUAUUUUAUUUUAUUUUUGCUUUGUAUAGAAUGGGCUCCCUUCUCCUUGAAUUUGUUUAAAAACAAACAAAAAAAAUAUUUCGAUAAAUGUGACUUUUUUUUGUGCUAUUUUCUUGAA
Molecule: messenger RNA, 7189 nt
Organism: Engraulis encrasicolus (European anchovy)
Lineage: Eukaryota; Metazoa; Chordata; Actinopteri; Clupeiformes; Engraulidae
Gene: usp42
Product: ubiquitin specific peptidase 42
Exons: 19
Coding region: 561-5135 (1524 amino acids)
Biological process (GO): regulation of apoptotic process; protein deubiquitination
Cellular component (GO): nucleus; cytosol
Molecular function (GO): cysteine-type deubiquitinase activity
Source: RefSeq, a predicted model, not a curated record